CCUCAAAAAUAAUAUUUUCUCAAAUUGAAAUAAAAUUUAGUUCUCCUAAUAAAAGUUAAAUAAUGAUAUUAUCCAAACAAACAAAAUGAUUUAUUUUUCCUAACCUCAAAUAAAAAAAAGCAAAAAUAAAAUCUUGAGAUCAUCUUGUUCAUGACUCUCCCCAACGCCAACUACCAUCAAAACAAACACAUUGCCAUUGUCAACCUUGGACUAUUCAAUUUCAAAAUCUUCCUUCUUCUUUCUUCCCUUCUCUUGAUUUGAUUUUCUAAGUAAACUUUCUACUUUCCUCCCUAAAUUCAAUAAUGGGCACUUCUUAUCCCUCUCCAAUAACACCAUCAAACACUAGAAUUGGUUGGAUUGGUAUUGGUGUGAUGGGGUCUGCCAUGGCUUCUCGUCUUCUUUCAUCUGGAUUUUCUCUUAUUAUUUACGCUCGAAAUCCUUCAAAAGCUGAUUCCCUUCUUUCACUUGGUGCUCAACUUGCUGAUUCUCCUGCCCAUUUAGCUAAAUCUUGUGAUAUCGUUUUCACCAUGUUAGGACACCCACAAGAUGUUCGACAAAUUGUCUUGUCUGAAAAUACUGGAGUUUUAUCUGGUUUGAACCCAAAUGGGGUCAUAGUAGAUCAUACUAGUAGCCACCCUGAAUUAGCUAAGGAGAUAUAUGCUGCUGCUCGUGAAAAGAAUUGUUGGGCAGUUGAUGCUCCUGUUUCAGGGGGUGAUUUAGGUGCUAGAAAUGGCAAUUUGACUAUUUUUGCUGCUGGAGAUGAGUCUAUUGUGUGUUGGUUAUCUCCAUUAUUGCAAAUUAUGGGUAGUAAAGUGAGUUAUAUGGGGGGUCCUGGAAAUGGGCAUAGCUGUAAGAUUGCUAAUCAGAUUGUGGUUGGGGCUAAUUUGCUUGGUUUGAGUGAAGGUUUGACCUUUGCUAAGAAAGUAGGGUUAGAAAGGAAUCACUGGAUGGAAGCUGUGCAAGGAGGUGCAGCAGGUUCAAUGGUGAUGGAUCUUUUUGGACAAAGGAUGAUUGAUAAGGAUUUUAAACCUGGUGCGUUUGCUGAGUACAUGGUGAAAGACAUGGGUAUGGGAGUUGAUUUCAUUGAAGGGGAAAAGGAAGAUGAUAAGAUUGUUGUAUUGCCUUGUGCUUCACUGACUAAGCAGUUAUUCUCUGGGAUGGUUGCUAACGGUGAUGAAAAGCUUGGGACUCAAGGUCUUAUCAGUGUUAUUGAGAGGAUGAAUGGCGUUUGAGGUCUAUACUUCAUUCUCCUUUACUGUACUUCUUUCGGCGGAUAACUACUCUUGUGAGAGAUCGUUUCUCGGUGAGAUGACAUCAAACAAAGAGCCUAUAUUAUCAUAAUAUAUACAAGAUGAGCUAUUUAAGCCAUAUAUGAGGUGCGUCUCUCAGUGAGACCGUCUCUUGGUAAUGAUAAUAACAUGUUGUGUUGUGUCUUUUUAGAUACUCUUAGAGUGUUUUUUGUUCUUUUACUUAUUUAUUUUAAUGAACGCUUGCAUAAUGCCUUAACCUAUUCUAAUGACAUGGGUUUGUUUGGAAA
Amaranthus tricolor (Joseph's coat) is the source of this 1537-nucleotide messenger RNA. RefSeq names its product probable 3-hydroxyisobutyrate dehydrogenase-like 2, mitochondrial. The coding region runs from base 303 to 1232 and encodes 309 amino acids. The transcript has a single exon. NCBI's taxonomy places the organism in Eukaryota, Viridiplantae, Streptophyta, Magnoliopsida, Caryophyllales, Amaranthaceae. The record is from RefSeq and is a predicted model, not a curated record. Gene Ontology annotation, molecular function: NAD binding; oxidoreductase activity; NADP binding.